Messenger RNA from Elaeis guineensis (African oil palm), 421 nucleotides. The record is from RefSeq and is a predicted model, not a curated record. Lineage: Eukaryota; Viridiplantae; Streptophyta; Magnoliopsida; Arecales; Arecaceae.
GUGCAAGGGAAUUAAUAAUUCCUAUUUCAGGAGAGGACACAAUUGCUACUCAUGACAAGACAACAAGUGACUACGCUACCGUCCACCCAACCCUAGAGCCACUCCAUGGUGGAAAUAGGUCUCCAGAGGUGAUAGUCGGUGGCAUUGACUAUGAAGAGCCAGGACCAAAUCCGAGGAACCACCCUCAAUGCCCACCACAUUGUACGCCACCAUAUUGUACCCCCCGAUGCCCACCACCUCAUGGAUACAAGUCUUCAAUGGUGACAAAAGAUGCUGGAGCUGACUCUGUUGCACAAAAAGAAUAAACUUGGGGAUGAUUGACCACCUUCUAUAAUGCUACAUUAUGUAGCUUAUGAAUAAAUGAAAUGUGGUAGCACCACUUAGCUUACAAAUAAAUAAUAAAUGGUUCCUUUUAGAUAAA